CUCACUUUAAAUUAUGUUUUGUGGGGUUAGCUUGUCGACCACGGAUUCGUUAGUUGAAAUCAUCAAGCAACUAAAUCAAGAGUUUUUAUGCAACUCUUGUGGUUUUGAGCUGUGUGAUCCUGUUCGUUUACAAAGUUGUGGUCAUGUUAUCUGCAGUAGCUGUGCAAAGCAGGGAUGUACAAAUAACUUUGAAAACUGUCCAAGUUGUCAUUCUCCUGUCUUAAACAUUAUUAAAGAUGGCUUCACUGCCGAUCUUUUGCAAUCUUGGAAAGAAUUUCGAAAGAAAACCUUUCUUUUGAGCGAAUAUCAAAGAGAGGACCUUGAUUUUACUUCUGAAGAGGCCUCUUCGAGUCAAAGUUCUGUUCCUUGCAAACGUAGUAGACAAAGGCGUUAUGCUAGCCCUCCUAAGACUAGAAGCAAAGAAGAGGUUUUUUUUGUUGAUGUUCAAGAAGAAGAAUCUAAAACACCUAACGGACCCAAGAAGUUGGCGUUUUCUGUUGCUUCUCUGUCCGAAGGUAAUCCAGGUUAUUGUCCGAGUAAUUUUAUGUACGAGAGUGAUGAGGAUAACAAGUUGAAAGGCACGGACUCGGCCACACUUUCAUAUCCGACACGCUAUUCGUCUACAGAAAACAAGGAAUCUGUAAAGUCCAUUUUGGAGACUCCAUUUGAGUGUAUGAAAGACUGCGACGACAAUACACGGACAAUAGACUACGAUUCUCUUGCCUAUGAGUCACCAAAGGAGAGAGUAUGGCCAAGAAAGUCACUUAGCUUUGAUGAUAUUGUUCCUUCAUGCAGUAAUGCAAUGGAUGACUAUUUUCCUAGUGUUCACCGCGACAUUAGCCUCGAAGAGUUGCAGUCACUUGUAUACGAACUUAAUGAUAUCCUAUUUAGGAUUUCAAGAAUAAAACUAUUUUCCAUGUAAUCAUCGACAGAGUGUCAUGAUGG
This is a messenger RNA of Galdieria sulphuraria, 945 nucleotides long. RefSeq lists its product as uncharacterized. Bases 14 to 922 code for a protein of 302 amino acids. NCBI's taxonomy places the organism in Eukaryota, Rhodophyta, Bangiophyceae, Galdieriales, Galdieriaceae. The record is from RefSeq and is a predicted model, not a curated record. The transcript is spliced from 2 exons.